CAAGCAGAAAAUACUAUACAGUCUAAAAAUCUUACUGACCUUAGUUCAAGUAAGGAAUAUGAAAGUAAUAACUCUAAUGGGGAUGACAAUUCAGAUAAUGAUUUUGUAGAUGAACUAGAUAAUAAUGAGAAUGCAAAUUCUAUAAUUGACCAUUUUUGUGCAGCUUUAGAAGCUAGUUUUAAAAAAAAGGGACAGCCAAAAUUAUAUACUAGGCUUUUUGCAAGAACUCAUCAAAGAAAAAAAAAAGUAUUAAAAGAAGCUGCAGUCACUGACAAUGAAGAAGAUAUUGAAGACCAUGGUUCUUCUGAAAGAAAAUACGAUAAUGAUAACUUAGAGAAUGAUAAUGAAUCAGAUAAUAGUGAUGGGCAAGGAACAAUAGAGGCAUCAGAAACAGUUGCAAAAGUAAUUAAUUAUAGUCCAUGGCUUGCAAAAUGUAUUUACAUAGAUGGACAUGAGCGACUAGAUGUCAUUGCUUAUCAUCAAACCUUUCUUGAGGAAAUUGCACAGCUUGAUCAAUUUAUGUCUAAGUGGCUUGAUCAAGAUUUACCUUCUAUGCUUAUAAUGGACCAUAUUCUGUGUAGGGCCCAGUUGGAGAACAACUAUUACAAAAAAAAGGAUUGUGACCUAAUGUGUGCCAACCGAGAUGAAUAUUGGAAUUCUGUAAAGCUUCUUGAACAAGUCAGAAAAAAUGCUCUUGUGGCCUUUAAAAUGAAUCUUAAUCCAGGUAGUUCUGCUCCAAAAAUGAGAGAUACAAUAUGGAAUAAUGAUUGUCAAUCAAUGAUUAUUGAAGAUAACUAUUUUAUUUAUUGUUAUCGAACAUUGACUAUUACCUGUUUUAAAUCGGCAAAAAAAUAG
Molecule: messenger RNA, 855 nt
Organism: Cetraspora pellucida
Lineage: Eukaryota; Fungi; Glomeromycota; Glomeromycetes; Diversisporales; Gigasporaceae
Source: the annotation of a GenBank genome assembly